AGUCCUUUAAAAGAGCAACCACUCCAACGGGAUAGAGUUUGAAUCCGCUACAUCCAGCCUCUACAAAUUCAACGGGACAAGAUACCUACCACCACUACACUUUUGUCAUGCACAGAAAAACUAGUGAAAGUGAAGAGAGUUGACCUAAGCCAAAUCUCAUCGAAUAAUUUCACCUUACCAAGAACCAACCCAGUUUAUUGUAACCAUACCUUACCUUGGUGUUUCUAGUCUUGUCAUCAAUUGUUCUUGAGAUCAUGGCAGCAGCAGUGGUAGGUGGUGCGUUCCUCUCUGCUUUCCUUGAUGUUGUUUUUGACAGGCUGGCUUCACCUGAAUUUGUCAACUUGAUCCAUGGAAAGAAGCUUAGCAAGAAGUUGCUUCAAAAGUUGGAGAGCAUUCUAAGAGUGGUUAGAGCUGUGCUUGAUGAUGCUGAGAAGAAACAGAUCAAAGACUCUAAUGUCAAACACUGGCUCAAUGAUCUCAAAGAUGCUGUUUAUCAGGCAGAUGACUUACUCGAUGAAGUUUCCACCAAAGCUGCUACUCAAAAGCAUGUAAGCAACUUGUUCUUUCGCUUUUCCAAUAGGAAGCUCGUUAGUAAGUUGGAAGACAUAGUUGAAAGACUAGAGUCUGUUUUAAGAUUCAAGGAGAGUCUUGAUUUGAAAGACAUUGCAGUGGAGAACGUGUCAUGGAAAGCUCCAUCGACAUCUCUGGAAGAUGGAUCUUAUAUAUAUGGCAGGGAUAAAGAUAAGGAGGCCAUAAUCAAGUUGUUGUUGGAGGAUAACAGUCAUGGUAAAGAAGUAUCUGUGAUCCCUAUUGUGGGCAUGGGCGGGAUUGGAAAAACUACUUUGGCACAGUUGGUGUAUAAUGACGAGAACUUGAAUCAGAUAUUUGAUUUUAAAGCAUGGGUAUGUGUUUCUGAAGAAUUUAAUAUUCUGAAGGUCACAAAAGCUAUAACAGAGGCGGUUACUCGAGAGCCUUGUAAAUUGAAUGAUAUGAAUUUACUUCAUCUUGAUCUGAUGGACAAACUGAAAGAUAAAAAAUUCUUAAUUGUUUUGGAUGAUGUUUGGACUGAAGAUUAUGUUAACUGGGGUCUUCUUAAAAAACCGUUUCAAUGUGGGAUCAGAGGAAGUAAAAUUCUUCUAACAACCCGCAACGAAAAUACAGCAUUUGUAGUCCAAACUGUUCAACCUUAUCAUCUAAAGCAAUUGUCAAAUGAAGAUUGUUGGUUAGUGUUUGCAAACCAUGCAUGUCUUUCCUCAGAAUUUAACAAGAACACAUCAGCACUAGAAAAAAUUGGAAGGGAGAUUGCUAAAAAGUGUAAUGGAUUGCCUUUAGCAGCACAGUCCCUAGGAGGUAUGUUGAGAAAAAGACACGAUAUUGGGUAUUGGGAUAAUAUAUUGAAUAGUGAGAUUUGGGAACUAUCUGAAAGUGAGUGUAAAAUUAUCCCGGCACUGAGAAUUAGUUAUCAUUAUCUCCCUCCACAUUUAAAACGGUGUUUUGUUUAUUGUUCAUUGUAUCCCCAAGACUACGAAUUUAACAAAGAUGAACUAAUCUUGUUGUGGAUGGCAGAAGAUCUUUUAGGGACACCAAGAAAAGGAAAGACUUUAGAAGAGGUUGGUCUUGAGUAUUUUGAUUAUUUGGUCUCGAGAUCAUUUUUCCAAUGCUCAGGUAGUUGGCCUCAGCACAAAUGCUUUGUUAUGCAUGACCUCAUACAUGAUCUAGCAACAUCCCUUGGUGGAGAAUUCUAUUUUAGAUCAGAAGAACUUGGGAAAGAAACUAAGAUUGAUAUCAAGACUCGUCAUUUGUCGUUUACCAAAUUUAGUGGUUCAGUCUUGGACAACUUUGAAGCUUUAGGGAGAGUAAAAUUUCUGAGAACUUUCUUGUCCAUUAUCAAUUUUAGAGCUUCUCCAUUCCAUAACGAGGAGGCACCAUGUAUCAUAAUGUCAAAGCUUAUGUACUUGAGAGUUUUAUCAUUUCAUGACUUCCAAAGUCUGGAUGCUUUGCCGGAUGCAAUAGGUGAAUUAAUCCAUUUGCGUUAUUUAGAUCUCUCUUGUUCAAGUAUAGAAUCACUGCCAGAGUCGUUAUGUAAUUUGUACCAUCUGCAAACUUUGAAGUUGUCUGAGUGCAAAAAGCUGACUAAGUUGCCUGGUGGCACACAAAAUCUUGUUAACCUGCGCCAUCUUGAUAUUUAUGAUACUCCCAUAAAAGAGAUGCCCAGAGGAAUGAGUAAAUUAAAUCAUUUACAGCAUUUGGGUUUCUUUAUUGUCGGUAAGCAUAAAGAGAAUGGAAUCAAAGAACUAGGAGCACUUUCAAAUCUUCAUGGUCAGCUUCGUAUAAGCAAUUUGGAGAACAUUUCCCAAAGCGAUGAAGCAUUGGAGGCAAGGAUAAUGGAUAAAAAGCACAUUAACAGUCUAUGGUUGGAAUGGUCUAGAUGUAACAACGAAAGCACCAACUUCCAAAUUGAAAUAGAUAUACUUUGCAGGUUACAACCUCACUAUAAUCUGGAAUUGUUGUCAAUUCGUGGUUAUAAAGGAACCAAAUUUCCAAAUUGGAUGGGAGAUUUUUCCUACUGCAAAAUGACACAUCUAACAUUGCGCGAUUGUCACAACUGUUGUAUGCUUCCUUCACUUGGGCAACUACCUUCUCUCAAGGUCCUUGAAAUUUCAAGAUUGAAUAGGCUGAAGACUAUUGAUGCAGGUUUCUACAAGAACAAAGAUUAUCCUUCUGUGACACCCUUUUCCUCCCUUGAAUCUCUAGCCAUUUAUUACAUGACUUGUUGGGAGGUGUGGAGUUCCUUCGAUUCAGAAGCUUUUCCUGUCCUUCAUAAUCUUAUUAUACAUAACUGCCCCAAACUUAAGGGAGAUUUGCCAAAUCACCUUCCUGCUCUGGAAACACUUCAGAUUAUAAAUUGUGAACUGCUUGUCUCUUCUCUCCCAAUGGCUCCCGCCAUUCGAACAUUGGAGAUACGUAAAAGCAAUAAAGUAGCACUGCAUGUGUUCCCUCUCUUGGUGGAAAAUAUAGUAGUGGAAGGAAGCUCAAUGGUGGAGUCCAUGAUCGAGGCCAUCACUAACAUCCAACCAACUUGUCUCCGGUCUUUGGCAUUAAACGAUUGUUCAUCAGCCAUAUCAUUUCCGGGUGGUCGUUUACCUGAAUCACUGAAGACUUUGUUUAUCAGGAAUCUUAAAAAAUUGGAAUUCCCGACACAACACAAACAUGAGUUGCUAGAAGUACUGUCAAUACUUUGGAGUUGUGAUUCGCUCACAUCUCUUCCAUCGGUUACCUUUCCAAAUCUCAAAAAUCUAGAACUCGAAAACUGCAAAAAUAUAGAAUCUCUUUUGGUUUCAAGGUCAGAGUCAUUUAAGAGUUUGAGUGCUUUUGGUAUUCGCAAAUGUCCCAACUUUGUAUCUUUCCCGAGAGAAGGAUUGCAUGCGCCAAACUUGAGUUCUUUCAUAGUUUUGGGCUGUGACAAGUUGAAGUCGUUGCCUGACAAAAUGAGUACUCUUCUCCCAAAGUUAGAACAUCUUCACAUAGAGAACUGCCCAGGAAUUCAGUCGUUUCCUGAAGGGGGUAUGCCACCUAACCUGAGAACAGUUUGGAUUGUCAAUUGUGAGAAACUACUAUGCGGCCUAGCAUGGCCGUCCAUGGACAUGCUUACCCAUCUCAUCCUCGCGGGUCCAUGUGAUAGCAUCAAGUCCUUCCCAAAGGAGGGUUUGCUGCCUCCAUCUCUUACAUUUCUGAAUCUAUGUAACUUUUCAAGUAUGGAGACAUUGGACAGCAAGGGGCUUCUCAAUCUUACAUCCCUGCAAGAAUUAAGAAUUGUUACAUGUCCAAAGUUGGAGAAUAUAGCUGGAGAAAAGCUGCCUGUCUCUCUAAUAAAAUUAGUCAUAGAGGAAUGUCCUUUUCUGCAAAAACAAUGUUGCACAAAGCACCAUCAAAUUUGGCCUAAAAUUUCUCACAUUUGUGGCAUUAAGGUUGAUGAUAGAUGGAUUUAGCGACCAAGUAUGAUCACCAGAUAUUCUCCUUCGGGUACAGUAUUGUUCGAGGUACAAGAAGGCACUAGGUGUGAACAUCUCUCCUGUCAAGGAGUCAGACCUUGUUUUGCCACGUUAGAGUCAGCAAAUUAAAUUAUCAAAGGCAACAUAUGCAAUCAUUUAAAUCAAAUUGACUGAAGAAUCUUGCUUAUGGUCCCCUAGCUUCAAAGAAGUAACAAUACAGAUAUGGUAGAUUGGUCUGGAGAAACUGUACCUAUACAUGGAUCUGAGUUUAAAUUUGAACAAGAGCUAAAUGUUUCAUGUAUAAUAGUCCUUAUAAGUUUGUACAACAUAGGGGAAGGGAAAGGGAUUCCUACACCAGAUGCCAAGUAUUCUUGCAACAAUAUUUGGAGGAGCUGCAGGAGCCGUGGCAUUGGUAGGAUUGCUGUAAUACUUGUAAUGUUUUGUUUGUCUCAUCAAAGGAGUAUUUCUAGGACUUCAGAGACAGGGUCCAAUGAUCCUUCCCAAGUGGGAAGGCAUGGUGCAAUCGAGUUCCCUAUUAUGAGAUACUAGGAGAUUUGAGAUGGAAGAACUAUCUUUGGCCACAAGAAAAUUUCAGUGACAAGAAUUUGAUUGGAGAAUGGGAAAUUUGGGGAGGUAUACUAGGGUUUACUUCAAGAUGGAAUGCUAGUAGCUAUCAAAAAACACCGAGGACUUGCUAUCAGGAAUUUGUUGAUGAGGUGCACUAUCUAUCAUCUAUUCGCCGUCGAAAUCUCGUCAGUCUUUUAGGCUACUGCCAGGAGAACAAUCUUCAGUUUCUUAUAUAUGAAUAUCCGAUGAAUUGAAGCGUCUUCUGUCACUUGUAUGGUGCUGGUUAACAACCGCGAGAGAAGCUAGAAUUCAAGCAUAGACUUUCAAUAGCUGAAGGUGCACCUAAAGGUGAUCCUUUGCAAAAUUAAUGAAGGAUAAACUUGGUACAUGUACGGAUGGAUGCUGAACAAUGGGAAAUGUUGUGCAAUUUCAAAUACUGAUCUUAUGACAACAUUUUCUGCAUUUUGUAUAGUAUCAGCUUAAGUAAGAUAUUUCUUAUGUUAUCAAAAUAGUUUAAUAUCUAUAACUCUAUUGAAAAUCCCAAUUUCUCCCCCGGCCCAUAAAAUUAAAAAAAAAAAAAAAAAAAAAGAUGUGAAUGAAUUUUCUGGUGGUUAUCAACUGCCAGUAAAUGCUAUAUUUAAAGAUUGAUUCAGAAUGUAUUUUGUGGAGAUUUUUAGUCGCCACUAAUAUUUUCUGGCGGAAACACCAACGUUUACAAAAUAAAAAUGCCACAAACUGUUACUGACUCAUGUGGUCCUGGAAGCUACUUGUAACCAUCAAAAUUCCCUUUAGUGAUGGUUUUUUGCUGCCACAAACUUAAAUUUUGACCUCGACAUCUAUUUCUUCUGAUUCAUAAAUCCUUCAUAUUUUUCAGGUUUUUAAGAUAUAAUUUUUUUUAUCGACAAAUGUUAAUUGUUAGUUUGUUAGUUUUUAUUAGCAGUGGGAAUCGAACCUGCGACAUUUUCCCUCUUUUCUUCUUUCUUAACCACUCAACCAACCUUAUAUCUCCUUUUAAGAUAUAAUCCUCAAGGAGUUAUGUUCUUAUUAUUCUUUUCCCAGGUAAUGAAUACCACAUUUGUUUCAUCUGCAUAAUUUUAGGGUUGAAGUGGAUUAUGCAGUGUUUAUGUGUUAGUUACUGCUGAUAAUGUUUUGUAGCAAAGUUGGAGUUGUGACAGGUGGGUAUGCUUGGUGUUGAGAAUCACGUGGAUUAAUUGGCUGAGAUGGUCAUAAUUGUAAUCUAUGAAGCAUCGACACCGACAUGGACAUCGGACACGACACGGACACGGACACGUGGACACCUAUAAUGUUUAAAAUAUAGAACAUAGUACGGGUGUCGUGUCGGUGUCGAACACUGACACGGACACGUGUUGGACACCGAACACGGCAAGGGACUGGAGUGUCCGUGUUUCAUAGAUUGUAAUAUGUUGCUUCUAUAUUCUGGUAGUGCUUUCUAUAGGUGCAUCAAAAUCUUGGCUUUGGAAGUCUAUUUGUAAUUACCUAUUGGUUUAGUUCGGGCAUUGUGCUUUGGACUGCACUUAAAUAUUAUUAGUGUUUUCGCCUUUUAAAAAAGUCACACCCAAAGGCAGAGCAUUUUCAUAUAUGCGCUGCAAUCUGUUAUGCAGAAAAGUUUGAUUCUU
Molecule: messenger RNA, 6196 nt
Organism: Glycine soja
Lineage: Eukaryota; Viridiplantae; Streptophyta; Magnoliopsida; Fabales; Fabaceae
Product: putative disease resistance RPP13-like protein 1
Exons: 8
Coding region: 255-3989 (1244 amino acids)
Biological process (GO): defense response to other organism
Molecular function (GO): ADP binding
Source: RefSeq, a predicted model, not a curated record